Stylonychia lemnae is the source of this 3003-nucleotide messenger RNA. The record is from the annotation of a GenBank genome assembly. NCBI's taxonomy places the organism in Eukaryota, Ciliophora, Spirotrichea, Sporadotrichida, Oxytrichidae.
AUGAGCAACAAUCAUAACACUAGCACCAAUAAUCAGCAAAAUGGAAAGUCUUCAAAUAUUAAUCUAGCUUUGUUUAAAGAUCAAUAAAGAUUUAAACACUUUGCUUCUAGAGCAGAAUCAUUUUCUCAGAUGAAUAAACUAAGAAAUUAAGAUCAGCUUUCACGAGCUACUUCAGUUGGAGGAAGGUUCAAGAAAAACAGCAUAAAGCAUUUGAAUCGUGAUGCUUUGUGCGAUUAUGAUUCCUAAAAAAUAUCUUUAUUGGAUAAACACAGUGCAAAUAAUAGUACUUAAUUGUGUGAAGAGAGCAAAUACUCCUAAUAAAUAACAAUCAAAGAGCUAUUAAAACCGAAUACUGAUACAGUAUCAAAAUAAUCCUUUUUCGAUUAAUUAUCAUCUGUAUCCGCCUCUAAAAAAGUGGUUCAGAAGAAUAUCAAAAUUAGCAAAAAAUUGAUAUCAUAGCCUAAGUUGAAAGAGUUGAAGAAUGAGAACAAUUAAUGCAUUCAAAAUGUAGAAAAUGAAAUUAUACAAGGAUAGCCAAAGCGCUCUCAUUCCCAAAGGGGAUCAUUGAUUGAAAUUAGAAAGGUCAAGUUUGAUGUUAAAAAGGUAUAGUAAAUGCUUAACUCUAGACAAGCCUUAGAAAAUUCAAUAAAACUUAUUAAAAACUAAUGCAGCAGAAUUUAGAAGAGACUCAUUGAUAAUUAAUAAAACGACCAAGAAAAUAGGACUGAAAGUUUCAAAGAGCAGCUUGCAAGAAUCAUUCAAACUAGGAAUGCAAGUCCCUUCAAAUAAAUACUACUAAACACAACUAAAAGUAAAAUUAAUGAGUCGAUUUAGAAUAAUCCUGAAAAAUGGUAGAACACUGAUAUUAAGUAAUAGCCCUAGAUUAAAACUUUAGCAUAAAGAGAUAUGAGCUCCCAAUUUACAAAUUCAAAUCCUUAGUACAAUAGGCUACUUCAUUAGAAGAGAGCUUAAUCUGCAUAUGGAAAGCUUAAAGAUAGAAAAUAAUCUAUGAUUGAUUUUGAAAAGACAAUUAACCCUUCUUUUUAUAAACUGAUAUCAAACUCUCGUCCUCAGAGUGUUCUAAAAAGUUAAAAUCAUAAGAGAGCCUAAAGUGCUCUGAAAACAAGAGCAUAGACUGCUUCAACUCUUUCAAAUUUUGAAGUAGGAACACUAAAUCAAUAGAGCUCAUAGAACAUGUAAAUAUUCGGUAGAAGAUUAAGUAGAAAUGAUUCUUUAAAUGAGACAUAGAGCAGAAUCAAAAAUUUUGCUGAUUUUUCCCAACAUCACAUUAAUAAUUAGACUAUUAUAUAGACUAACACCUUUGACAGUAUCAUGAGUUAGUCUCAAUUAUAGAAUUCAACUAUAAAGUUUUAAAACAACAAUAAGAUAAAGUAACUAAGAGACAUUUAUCUAUGGAAUCAAAGACUAUAAAUGACUUCUUCAAAGCGAAGCGAGGCCAGUUACACUAGAGGAGGACUCUACGAGACAGAGGCUCAAAGACUACAGCGCGAGGCUGAUGAAUACACUAAAAAGCUUGAACAUGAGAGAAAGCGAUACUUGAUAUUAGAAGAUCAAUACAAGCAGCUUGAUAGUGAAUAUAAUGAGAAAAAGGAGAAGAUUAAGUAGAUGAUCCCUUCUGAAGAAGACUUUCACAUGUAAGAAGUUCAAAGAAGACAUUAUUUGCACAUGCUUGCUAAUGAGAAGGUCAGAUUAAAUGACACUAUUGGAAGAAAUAAUCACUUAAAGACCGAGAUUAACAUCAUGAGAAAGGAAAUUUUAUUCGCCCAAGAUAGUAUUGCAAAAAUGGGAAGAUAGAUUGGUAGAAUUAAGAAAGAAGCCUUGACUACAAAUAAAGAUUAUAUAGCAGGGUCUAAAUAAGCUGAUGAGACGAAUAAUUAAAUUUUGGCAUUGAAGGCAAAGCAUGAAGAGGAAAAAGAGCGUUUUGAAUUAGAGAUUAAGAAACUUUAAGAGAGACUUAAAGAGAGAGAUGAGCCGAUUGAAUUCGAUGACAAGAGCUUUAAUUAAACAGUAAAUGACACUAAGGGUGGUCCUGGUGGUUAGAAGACUGAGUUUGCUAAUCCAAUUGCCAUCUUAAAACUCAGACUUAACAAGGUUAUGCAAACAAACAAAGAAAAGAAGAAGUUGCUUGAUCAAUAUAUGAGAAAUGCUAAGAUUAUAGAGGAUGCCUUCGAUCAAAUAAAGGAUGCCACUGGAAUUCAAAACAUCGAGGAAAUCGUCACUACUUUCAUCAAGGCUGAGGAGUAAAAUACUAGUCUCUAUAACUAUGUUAACCUACUUAAUCAGGAAACUGAUGCUAUCGAAGAGCAAAAUAAACAACUUGAUAAGAAUAUACUGAAGUUUAGAAGUUUAUCAGAGUAAACAGAGCAGUAGAGAUAAGCAAGAGUUCAUGAGUUGAAGCAAACCUCUGAGUCACUAAGAGAUGAAAUCUUGAAGAGGUAACUACCAAUCAUUUAUUAAGAUAAAAUUAGCAAUAAUGAGUGCGACGAGAUGUAGUAUGAAUUUAAUUAGAUGCAAAAAAACUCUGCAAGAAUGAUCAAGCUAUUCAAGCAAUCAAAGUUUUACCUAUCAGUAGCUAGCAAUAUGAACUACGAUGAAAAUACCGUCUUCAAUGAGAAUAAUAUCAUUCAUCACUUGGCUGAACUUGAAGAAUACAUCUCUUCUCUCAUCACGUAUGUUGCCUUCAAGCGUGAUGAUCCCAAUGCUGCUAUCUCUAGUGUUCCCUUAGAGAAACUUAACCAGAAGGAGUUCAAUAAGAAGGAGAUUCAGAUUGAUGCUCCAAUCGAUACUGAAAGAGGUGAUCCAUCUAUUAUGGGUGCAAAGACUGAUGCCGGUGGAGACCUUGAAGAUGAUGUUAUUGUCGACUCUAAGCAGUUGUACAUGAAAUUCAUGGAUAUGGUUGGAAAGAAAUAGAUCAACAUAGUCCACUAAUCUUAGGCUAAGAAAGACGGAGGUGUCACAAAUAUUAACAGAGAUAACGAUUGA